CCUCCUCCCUCCCUGCCUCCCUCUACCCGUCCUUACAUCCGCGAUGUCGAGAGUGCGACUCGAGAGAUCGGCUCGCCGUGUUGUGUUUGUCUACACUAUAAGCACACCCUACCUUUACCCACCCAUCUACGCCCGGCCUCGGCGGUCCCCCCCCGGCGGUGGCAUCAUUCUCAACUCCCGAGCUGGCCAGCUCAUCACGGGGCAGCAAAGCGCGUGCGUAGACUAUAAUCUAAUAACCUGCUAACGUCGGCAGCGGGCAGGUUUCCUUGCUCAGCUACAUGUGUAUAUGCAGUUCCACCAGGCAUGUGUGUUGGUUGUGCUGUACACAUGCAUGUAUGUAGGUAUAUUACAUCCCAUCCACCUACGCACGCAUCCGUAUACUACCUAACUACCUCAUACAUAUAUCCGAUCCAUAGGUUCAUGGUAUGCGCCCUAGGUGUAGGUGCACUGCCUCCCUUCUCUUCCCUCCCCUGUUUCUUUUUCUCGCCGUCGAUAGUUUGAAACGUCCCGCAAAUUUCUUUUCCUCACGAUCAGUAAACAGAUCGAUCCCCGGUAAAAUCGAACCAAACCUCCUCGUCGGGGGCGGAGAGGGGCGGGUGGAGUACGGGCAGGUUCCAAUAAGUCGAGGUCGGGCAAAUAGUAUAGGCAUUAUAUUGAGCAUCUCACCAUUUCCGGACGCCCAACAUGCACACAUAUACAUACCUCUAUACAUCCCUAUAUACGUACCGAUAUAAGAAGUGGUUACCACGUUAGAUACCAAAGCUAAGA
Messenger RNA from Durotheca rogersii, 768 nucleotides. RefSeq lists its product as uncharacterized. NCBI's taxonomy places the organism in Eukaryota, Fungi, Ascomycota, Sordariomycetes, Xylariales, Xylariaceae. The transcript is spliced from 2 exons. The record is from RefSeq and is a predicted model, not a curated record. The coding region runs from base 426 to 734 and encodes 102 amino acids.